AGAGAUAGCGAACCAUUAUGGGACGACAUUGGAUAAAGAGAUGGAUUUUUUCCAAAUCAUGAGAAAUGUUACAAUUAGUGAGGAGGCAGAAACAACGGAAUAUUUUGUGGAAACGCAAGAGAUACAUACGGAAUAUGUAGACAUGUAUGAAUAAUAUGAUCAGAAAAUAUCACAAAAAAUACACAUUGAAAAUCUUCAAAAUAUUCCUUCGGAGAUUUCAGUAUUUUUAAUCUCGAAAGAAAGAUCUACUUUUGCAGAUACCGAAGGUCCCGAUGAUGCAGAGUCUUACGAUUACGAGAAAUUCAAGCUGGAGUACGAACAGCAGUUGGAAUAUAACGUGAAACAUGGGAAGGUGUUGAAUUACACUGAGAAGGAAGAAUUGGAAGAGAUUCCGAAGGAAAAGCUGAAGAGAAUAACGAAUCUGAAAAGACUGAAGAAUUGUACAAAGGAGGUGCUGAGUAAAAUUAGCAUCAAGGCAUUAGAAUGUCUUUUGUACGAUUAUCAACGCACAAAGGACGUGAACAGAAUUUUGUCCAGGACGUGGCUGAUCCUCAAAGUUUGGCUAUUAAUUUAUAUCUGCCUGGCAAUCCCUUGUUGGUGUCAAAGAGGGUGGUGCUGCUGUUGUUUUCGUUGUAAAUUUUGUUUUCCACGAAAAAGAAUUACAUUCGCUAAACAAUAUUAUACAAUGAAUCCACCUGGUGUUUUCGUGAAGGAUCUAAAGAAGGAAAAAGAUGUGAAGGAACCUAGAUAUGAAGCUAGUGAAUAUGAGUACAAUGAGUAUGAAACAUUCGAAACUGCAAUAAGAAAUAUAUAA
This is a messenger RNA of Nylanderia fulva, 814 nucleotides long. RefSeq lists its product as uncharacterized. NCBI's taxonomy places the organism in Eukaryota, Metazoa, Arthropoda, Insecta, Hymenoptera, Formicidae. The record is from RefSeq and is a predicted model, not a curated record.